CGGAACGUGUGCGUUACUGAGAGUUUUGUGCACUGGGUAGUACCGCGUCAAACUCGCACCAUUCCGUGUGGACCUCUCGAGGUUUUUAGAUUCGGUUGUUGAGAUUUCGACUAGUGAUUGUUGCGUGAAUUAGUGGAUGCGAACAGACGAGUAGAAGAUGCGCAUUGUACAACCAUGUUCGGAAGAGUAACCACCGAACAGAAAACAGCCAAAAAUUGUAAAAGUUCCUAUCAGUUAUUAAAACGGUGAAUGAAAGUGUAAGUGUGAUCAUACACCCAACAACAUGCCACGACCAUCUCGAGACAGCUACGGUGACCAGAAACCACCGUACUCGUACAUUUCGCUAACAGCAAUGGCCAUCUGGAGUUCACCGGAAAAGAUGCUUCCGUUGAGUGACAUCUACAAGUUCAUAACGGAUCGCUUUCCCUACUAUCGGAAAAACACCCAACGAUGGCAAAACUCACUGCGUCAUAAUCUAAGCUUUAACGACUGCUUUAUCAAAGUGCCAAGACGUCCAGACCGGCCUGGCAAGGGAGCAUACUGGGCACUACACCCACAAGCUUUCGAUAUGUUCGAGAAUGGUAGCCUGCUCCGACGGAGAAAACGUUUCAAGCUGCACAAAACCGACAAAGAUAUCCUGAAUGAAGAGCUCGCUGCUCUAGCCAACAUUAAUCGGAUAUUUUUGGCUCAGAACUCCGGUGCCGACUCGUACUGCCCGUCAAUGGUAGACCCAAUCCAUCAACCGCUGCUUCAUUCUCCCAUCGAACCACUGUCGCCGGUAUCGGCACCAGCUCCGAUCUCCCCCGUUUCCAUCACAGAAAUCACCACACCUUUGCGACCAAAGCGAGCCUUCACAAUCGAAAGCCUCAUGACCCCGGACGGUAGAUCAACUCCGAUGCAUCAUAUUCCCAAAAAAUCAUCGAAAUCAUCAAUCGACAAGCUCAACCUCUUGGACGACAGCCCCCGAAUACCGGGACUACAUCAAAGUACUACCCUUCCACCGGCCACAACACUGCCCGGGGUUCAUCUUCCCCCGUUUCUUCCCUAUCCACAUCCGAUGCUGAACGCCUACGAUCUACCAAUCCAUCCGCUACUCAUGAUGGCCCCCCUCGGUGCGAUUCCUCCUCACUACUUUCAUCACACCUCAUAUCAUAAUCUAACGAUACCGCCGGGAGCAGGUGGUGGCGGUGGUGGCCGAGCCGCGGGGGAUACCGGGACCGGUUCCAGUGGUGACGCUGCUGGACCCACCGAUCUGAGCCGGCUGGGACACGCGCUGCGAACCGUGUGAACACUCACCGUAAGCUGCGCUAGCAUCAUCCUAUGUGUACGCGUGACAAAUCACUCUAACUUGCGAUAGAAGGCUGUUUGUUGUUUACUGUUUCGGAGUUUUUGUUUUGUAUCAGUAAGUGUAAUAAUAAAUAGUUCGAUAGGUAGCUAUAAUUUCCUUCCAGUUUUAUUUUUUCCCCGUGGAAGGAACGACUGCAAAGUAAAUCUAACUGGAAAAAUCUAAUCUAACCUAGCAGAUACGUAAAGAGAGCAAAAUGUGGACUAGAAUGUACAUAAGUCGAACUUGUUGUAAAUGUGUAUUUAUGUAGAACUUACGUUUGAAACGCAUUAUUUCUUAAGAUUACAUAAAAAUACUACACGAAGCUGCAAUCGAAGCUUUACUGAAUAUUACUGAAUGUGGCAAAAUCGUGCUGAAACGAAAUACUAACUAAAUGUGGUUCGCAUGUAAGAUCCUAUACAACUAUUUAAUGCCAA
Messenger RNA from Malaya genurostris, 1761 nucleotides. RefSeq names its product fork head domain-containing protein FD4-like. Gene Ontology annotation, biological process: anatomical structure morphogenesis; regulation of transcription by RNA polymerase II; cell differentiation. Bases 284 to 1288 code for a protein of 334 amino acids. Lineage: Eukaryota; Metazoa; Arthropoda; Insecta; Diptera; Culicidae. The record is from RefSeq and is a predicted model, not a curated record. The transcript has a single exon. Gene Ontology annotation, molecular function: DNA-binding transcription factor activity, RNA polymerase II-specific; RNA polymerase II cis-regulatory region sequence-specific DNA binding.